Frankliniella occidentalis (western flower thrips) is the source of this 5250-nucleotide messenger RNA. Its product is annotated as ATP-binding cassette sub-family C member 4. The record is from RefSeq and is a predicted model, not a curated record. Gene Ontology annotation, biological process: transmembrane transport. Gene Ontology annotation, molecular function: ABC-type transporter activity; ATP hydrolysis activity; ATP binding. Gene Ontology annotation, cellular component: membrane. Lineage: Eukaryota; Metazoa; Arthropoda; Insecta; Thysanoptera; Thripidae. The transcript has 26 exons. Bases 124 to 4227 code for a protein of 1367 amino acids.
UGCGGUCGCGGUCAGUCCGAGAGAUGGCGUUGGGCCCGAAAGAGGCCCGCGGAGCCGCUGCCAUCACUUCCCAGUAGCCGUGCGAGUGCGCGGUAGGACGAACGCGGACAACGGACUAGAGACAUGGAUUCCUCCAAGCGGGUGGGGAACCCCAACCCCAGGGAUUCAGCCAGCGUCGUAUCGAAGCUGUUCAACUUUUGGUUGGCUUCGUUAUUUCGCAGAGGAUGGAAAAAGACAUUAGAAGUGGAGGACAUUUACGAUCCUCCCAAGAGAGACCGCUCGGAGUUGUUGGGCGACAAAUUAAACAUGUACUGGGAAAGAGAACUGGCCUGGCAGAGUGAAAAGAAGGGCAGAUCUCCAAAUUUGGUUCGAGCUCUAACAAAAACAUUUUCUACAGAUUUAAUUCUCCUAUCUUUCCCUCUUAUUAUUGAAAUGUCUUUAAAUGUUAUACAAAGUUUACUCCUUGGUAAGCUCUUGUCACACUUUAGGCCUACUCCAUUAAUUUCGAGAGAAGACGCCAUGAUAUAUGCGGGUUCAAUGAUGACAUGUGUCCUCAUCUCAAUUAUUUGUCGUAACCGCUAUGAGAUUACUGCUUAUCACACAGGAUUACGCAUAAGAGCAGCCUGCUGUUCUGUUAUCUAUCGCAAGGCUCUUAAGCUGAGUAGUGGGGCUAUGGGAGAUAUGGCCACAGGUCAAGUAGUUAAUUUGAUCUCCAAUGACGUAAGUCGUUUUGACAUCAUGUGCAUUUUUUUCCACUACAUGUGGGGAGGUCCUGUCCUUUCUGCUGUUAUAGUUUUUCUAUUUUGGUGGGAUGGUAUGCUGCCAGCCUUGUUAGGAUUGUGUGUUGUGUUUGCAGUAACACUAGCUCAAUCUUAUAUUGGAAGACUCUCAUCCACAUUCCGGCGCCUUAUUGCGCUCAGAACUGAUGAACGUGUUAGACUUGUAAAUGAAGUUAUUUCUGGUAUACAAGUAAUAAAGAUGUAUGCAUGGGAAAGGCCUUUUCUUUCUCUAAUGAGGAUAGCUCGAAAGCGAGAAUUGUUCCAGUUGAGAAAAGUGGCAGCUGUGCGUGCAGUAUUCAUGACAUUUCAUAUGUGCACCACGCGUAUGGCUCUGUUUGUUGCUGUCCUUUCUCUUUCUAUCUUUGGAACACAAAUUACCUCUGAUAAGGUCUUUGUGAUCCAUUCUUAUUUUAAUAUCCUACAAUGGGGAUUAACGGGAAUGUUUGUUCGUGGCACUGCUGAACUCUCAGAAAGUUAUACUUCAGUAAAGAGAAUUCAACAAUUUUUGAUGAAACCUGAGUUUCAUUCUGAUACUAUUGAUAAUAGUAUCAGGUCAAGCAUAAAAGAGAAAAACGGCAAAUCAGAUGAAUCAGAGACCCUUUUGAAUGGCAAAACUUCUUCCAUUCAAAGUUCUGAUAGUGCUUCAAGUCUUGUUCUUGAAAAUGUAGAGGCAAAAUGGAACUCAGACUCAGCUACUCAAUUAACUCUGGAUAAAAUUAGUAUUGAGGUUCCCAAAGGCCGAUUGUUGGCCAUUAUAGGGCCCGUUGGAGCAGGAAAGAGUUCUAUCCUUCAAGCUAUUCUGGGUGAAUUAAAACUAUCUAAAGGUUGUGUUAAAGUUGGUGGCAAGAUUUCAUAUGCAAGUCAAGAUGCUUGGGUGUUUGCUGCAACUGUGAGGCAAAACAUUCUUUUUGGAUCACCGUACGAUAAGAAACGAUAUGAUAAGGUUGUGAGAGCAUGUGCUUUGCUGAAAGAUUUUGAACAGUUCCCGGAAAGUGAUUUAACAGUUGUUGGUGAGAGGGGUGUUUCACUUUCAGGUGGGCAAAGAGCUCGAAUUAACUUAGCCAGGGCUGUUUACCGUGAGGCAGAUGUUUACCUUCUUGAUGACCCAUUGUCUGCUGUGGAUACUCACGUUGGACAGCACUUAUUUGAUGAAUGUAUGCGUGGAGCUUUAAGAGAAAAGACAGUAAUUCUUGUUACACAUCAAUUGCAAUACCUGAAAAAUGCUGAUCUUAUACUUUUGAUGCAAAAUGGACGUAGCUUAGCAAAGGGUACUUAUCAAGAAAUUAUCAACAGCGGAAUCGAUUAUGCAAAACUGUUGGAGGAGGAGGAGGAGGAUACAGAUGAUACGAAAUCUGAGACUUCUCAAACCAAUGAAUCGUUGCUAGCUUGUCAGGAUCCCACAUUACGGAGAUCAAUAUCAAGAGAGAGAAAAAAGUCGAAUGUGUCUUCAUUCACUUCAUCGGUGCAAAGUGUUUGUUCUGAAAAGUCAGAAGACAAAGAGGAACAGCAAGCUACAUCCCCUCUUGUGGAUAAAUUGGAAGCAUCUUCCAAAGGAAUGGUUAAAGGAUCAGUGUAUAUGCAAUAUGUCAAAGCUAGUGGGUCAUUGAUGUUGUUCCUUGUCACGGUAUUCUUCUUCCUCAUCACACAAUUUGCCGCCUCUGGUACUGACUAUUGGGUUGCAUUUUGGACCAAAAUUGAGGACAGUAGAAACGCUUCUGUUCAAGAAAACAACAUGUCAAACUCUUCCAAUAUUCAAGCAGAUAAUAGCACAUUUAGAUCAUUUUUCCCUUAUCUCGAUCUGAAUACUGAAAACUGUGCAUACAUUUAUGCUGGGAUUGUUUUAGCUACACUUGUCCUUUGCAUAGUCAGGUCAACAGUAUAUUACAGCUUGGUACUAACAAUUUCAAGACGAUUACAUGAGUUUAUGUUCAGUGCUGUCAUUGGUGCUCCAAUGCGAUUUUUUGAUACUAAUCCUUCAGGUCGUAUUUUGAAUCGUUUUACGAAGGACAUGGGUUCAGUUGAUGAAAUAUUACCUAAAAUUAUUUUAGACUCUUCCCAGGUUAUCUUGAAUUUAGCAGGUGCUAUAGUGUUGACAGUGAUAACGAACUAUUUGCUCAUAUUGCCUCUCAUACUCAUGUUUAUUAUCCUUCACUUCAUUCAAAAGUUUUACUUAAAAUCCUCAAAAGAAUUGAAACGGAUUGAAGGAAUUGUACGAAGCCCUGUGUUUUCACACAUGAAUGUUACCUUGCAAGGCAUGGUGACAAUUCGAGCAUUUGGUGCCCAAACCUUGCUCAAAAAAGAGUUUGAUAAACACCAGGAUCUUCAUACUGGAGCUUGGUUCCUUCAUUUGUCUGGCAGCAAUGCUUUUUCCUUAGCUCUAGAAAUGUCAACAUUAUGCUACAAUAUUAUUGUCCUGGUCAGCCUUUUUGCCUCCACACAAGUGAACUCAGGUGGUGAAGUUGGGCUUGCCAUUACCCAGUGCAUGAUGCUUUUGGGAAUGUUGCAAUGGGGUAUACGCCAAUCAACUGAAGUUGCCAACAACAUGAUGUCAGCUGAGAGAAUACUGGAAUAUGUUCAAUUAACACCUGAGCAAGGAGAAUUAAAAGAAGAAAAGAAACCGGCUAAAGAGUGGCCUGAGAAAGGGUGUGUUAAAAUGAAUCAUGUGUUUUUAAAGUAUUCUUUAGAAGACAGUCCUGUUCUGAAAGACCUAAAUCUCAUUAUUCAGCCAGGAGAAAAGAUUGGCAUUGUAGGCCGUACAGGUGCUGGCAAAUCCUCUUUGAUUGCAACUUUAUUCCGAAUGGCUAUAGUUGAUGGUAAUAUUAUCAUUGACGAUAUCGAUACGGGAGAUGUAACUCUGGCAAGAUUGCGGUCAUCUAUAUCCAUUAUCCCUCAAGAUCCAGUUCUUUUCUCAGGAACGAUGCGUUAUAAUCUUGAUCCAUUUAAUGAAUAUCCAGAUGAAAAGUUGUGGAAAGCUUUGGAAGAGGUUGAACUAAAAGACCUUCUAUCAAAAGAAAUGGGUUUGAAUAGUAGGGUGCUUGAAAGAGGUAGUAACUUCAGUACAGGACAGCGGCAACUUGUGUGCUUGGCAAGAGCUAUUCUCCGAGCUAAUAAAAUUUUGAUGAUGGAUGAAGCUACAGCCAAUGUUGAUCCUCAAACGGACAAACUUAUACAAACUACCAUAAGAGAAAAGUUUAGAAGCUGCACAGUUCUUACUGUUGCACACAGACUGAACACUGUUAUCGAUUCUGAUCGGGUAUUGGUCAUGGACAAUGGAACAGUUGUUGAAUAUGACUACCCUUGGAAACUCCUAGAGCGUCCUGGUGGUAUCUUUAGAGGAAUGAUCAACCAAUUAGAAGGGCAUGGUGCUGAACAGCUUAGACAAGCUGCCAAACAGCACUUCAAAGAACUUCAACCUGGAGUGAAUAAUGAGUCUAAGAAAGAAAGUUAGGAAUGUGUUCACCAUGUUCACUGUCUGUAUUUCAUUGCCUGAAAUUAUUUUUUUCCUUAAAAGUCAAUUUGUAUUUAUCUAUUUGUUAUAGCUGUCCAAUUGCUAACUUUUUGAGAAUGUGUUCUAUGGUUUGUGUGAAAUCACACUGAAGAUGAGCCUUAGGAUGUUGUAUCAGUAUUAUAUACUUCUACUUAUUCUUCUCAUAUGUACAAUGAAAUUUCACUUUCCUUAUGACCAGGAAAGUUAAUUUUGUUUAUUGAAAUACUUAUUAUUGACGUUGUGAUAGGCCCUUAACUUAAUGAUAUGAGUCCAAACUUAAUUGCCCUAAACAUACCAACAACAUAUGGGCUAUUCCUCUAAAUGACCUGCAGUUUGUGAUACAAAACAGUAGAGCUUUUCAAGCAAACAAGUUUAUUUUCUUGGAGCUACCUUGAAUAUUUUUAUUACCCUACUGAUCAUUUUAUUAGAUUGUAACUUCCAUUGAAAAGUAAUGGAUAUUUUUCUGUAGCCAAAAUUGUGUCUGUGUGAGAGAGAGAUGAACCUAUUGUAGUUCUCAUGCUGAAAUCGCCAGCCAUUAAUUGUUACUUAGAAAUCUGUGAUUUUACAUAUAACAUACUUUGUUAUUGAUUUGUUUUUUGAGAACUGUUAUUAUGAAUCUACUUACUCGUGCACUCUUGUUCAUUCUUCAUGAAUGUACUUGCAUUUUUAGCUUGACCCAUUAUGUGGGUUUUUAACUGUGUUGUUAUUCGCUAUUGUUAUGCUGAUGGUUGCUUAGCCUAAAUUUUUGCAAAAAAUUAGGACUUUAAUUUUGUAUGUGAUUCAUUGUUUAUUGAUGGAGUUGUCUCUGAAACUGCCCAGUUUAAAGAAAUGAGACUAUUUUUAUAAAGUCACCUUCUGCUAUCGAUGAAGCAUUUAAAGGAGGGUUUAAAUAUUUUUUAAUCAAGAGUAUAUCUGUUGUUAUUUUUACAAUGAUUUUUUAUUGUGUAUUGAUCACAAUCACUACAAUAAAUCUUUUCAUGAAGA